This is a messenger RNA of Ostrea edulis (European flat oyster), 3480 nucleotides long. RefSeq names its product spermatogenesis-associated serine-rich protein 1-like. The record is from RefSeq and is a predicted model, not a curated record. The coding region runs from base 179 to 1039 and encodes 286 amino acids. The transcript has 9 exons. Lineage: Eukaryota; Metazoa; Mollusca; Bivalvia; Ostreida; Ostreidae.
AAAUUCAAAAGGUCCAUCAUGAACGGCGGAUCAAUUUGAUCGCGAUCUCAUUAAAUUUGUUUAAACGUACUUACAGAUGGCGUGUGUCUGCUUGAACAGAGCCCAUAUCACAUCCUGUCAUUGCUAGGGGGCAGAAAAAUACAGCCUGAAGAAAGCCAAUGUCGUAUAGUAUGGCAAAAUGAUUAUAGGACCGAGAGUCAAGUCCGCGGAGUUCCUGGAGAGGGAACGCCGACAUUUCCCAGACAUCCACAAUAACUGCAGUCUGCCAGCUUACAGGGCCCAGGGGCGGAAGUACAUCCCUCACGGUUAUGGAUUUUAUGAUGAGUGGACACCACACAACCAGUUCAUCAAAGUGCAGUACACCGAAAAUGGUCCAGACUGGAAAUCCAAGUUAAAGUACAUCCCCGAUCCAGAAAAUCCCAAAUACCCUGCAGCGGAAAUUUUCGAGAAUAACUGGAAAGCAAUGAGACCGUAUCCUCACACCUACUUAAGGACAAGAAAAGAGUGGCUGCUGGACCCGGGGCUGACCAAGGUGGGACUGCGGUGUAACUUUGGCGGUGUCCACAAGGCCACCAACACUAGCAGUGAUGAGAUCACCCACAGGAUGUUGUUUGGUCAGGGACGCAAUGAUGGCGAGAUUGUGGACUCUAGGAGAGGUUAUGAUGAAGUGUUUAAAACAAAACUCGACUACAAAAUACCAGAGACGAUCAUUGACAAGAGGAACGGAAUCCCGUACGCUUCUGAGGGCGACAAGUCUUACCAAGCCGUGGAAUACUCCCCAAGCUUCCACAAGGGAGGAUCACAUCUCCCCCCGCCGCAGUUCGGUGUGGUUCGAAAUGCUAACUACCCUAAAGUAUCUACGGACACCUGCGUCCCUCUUCUUCCGAUUCCUAAGAAACCAAGGGAUACGUUCCGGGAGAUGGACAAGCGUAGACAGAUGUCGGAGGAGAUUGACUCCGUGCGGGGAUUAGAAUCCUGGGAACCCGCUAAGCCAAUUCACCAAGCUCUAAUCCCGGAAGAUCCCCCGGCCAAGAAAUAAACAACUGUCAGCUGAUACCGGGGGCCGGACGCUUCCCGUCAAAUUUGCCUUCAUCAGCGAUUUUUGUUGUCCGCCUAAUAAGUUUCUUCCAUUUUAGACAUGCUAAUAGCAAUGCAUUAUGUUUUAUCAGAAGUUUCUUCUUUGUCACUACUUUGAUUCAAAUCUUGAUGUGAAAUAACGUCGAAAAACUGAAACUCUGUUCUUAUUUUCAUGUACAUUUAUAAUCUUAGAAUUUUGUGAUGUCACUAUUGAGUGAAAUUGGACUACAUUUUUGUAUCUAGUAUCAAGAUGACCUGAUUCGGAAAUAUUUCUGAUUUUGAAGCGUCCACAUAUGGUGGGGUCUAUAUCUUACCACACACAAUGUAUCCUUUUAUUAUAUAUUUACCUUAACAUACGCAUUAAUUCCUAACGUAUGACCUUACAAGAAUCAGUAUUAUGUAUUUUGUACUCUGUAGUAGCCCAAUAAUGACAAUGGACUGCCAAAGCGACACUAGUUAUUUAUCAGGGCGUACCACAGGUUUUUUUUCUUCUUACAUAUAAUGUUGUUUAAGACUAACUUUAUGACCACCAACCAUAGAAGUAGUCUGGUAAUGUUUUGCAAUCAGUGAAAAGCAUAAUAAUUUUUCUUGUUUUAGCAUUUGGGGGGGGGGAUUCUCUGUUUUAUUAAUCAAUGAAACGCUCAGUUACGCAGUUGUUGGUUAUACGCUCAGUUACAAUAAAUAGUUCACAGAUUUGUUGGGGAAAAUGUCCCAAAAUUGUUUAAGCUGUAAGAAUUCUGCUAUUUUAGAAUCUUAAGGAAGAUAUUUAUCUGACAUCUUAAGUUACGGUAAAUAUUUAUCUGACAUCUUAAGUUACGGUGUAUUUAUCUGACAUCUUAAGUUACGGUGUAUUUAUCUGACAUCUUAAGUUACGGUGUAUUUAUCUGACAUCUUAAGUUAGGGUGUAUUUAUCUGACAUCUUAAGUUACGGUAUAUUUAUCUGAUAUUUUAAGUUACGGUGUAUUUAUCUGACAUCUUAAGUUACGGUGUAUUUAUCUGACAUCUUAAGUUAGGGUGUAUUUAUCUGACAUCUUAAGUUACGGUAUAUUUAUCUGAUAUCUUAAGUUACGGUGUAUUUAUCUGACAUCUUAAGUUACGGUGUAUUUAUCUGAUAUCUUAAAAGUUACGGUGUAUUUAUCUGACAUCUUAAGUUACGGUGUAUAUAUCUGACAUAUUAAGUUACGGUGUAUUUAUCUGACAUCUUAAGUUACGGUGUAUUUAUCUGACAUUUUAAGUUACGGAGUAUUUAUCUGACAUCUUAAGUUACGGUAUAUUUAUCUGACAUUUUAAGUUACGGUGUAUUUAUCUGACAUCGAGUCGAGAAAAUAUAACUAUGGUGUAUAUUUAAUGUAUUGUUUUUCCGUCCAUUUACAGACAAAUGUCAUGUAUCAUAUUUCUUUAUGCACUUUUUGUGUACGUGUUCUGUCAAUAUUAAUUGGGAAAUAAAACUUUCAAAGUAACAGAGUAUUAAAUGCAGAAUAUGCCUCCGCCAUUUCAUUGAUGAAGAGGGAUGUUGUUAUUAUCUAUUGUUGCACUGUUUUGGGAAUGUUAAAUGUGUGUAUAUUUUUAUUCUUUUUAUAUAUUUUAUGUAUAUUUUCUUUACACAGAUUGAAUUAUUUUUUAUACAGUUACAUGUAUUAUAGAAUUUUCCAUGACAAACUCAGUAGAUGUUGUCAGUAUUGCUCAAACAGUAUUUUUAAUAUUUUCGUUGAACACCAAAUUUUCCCUGCUUUUGUGUUUGUGCCCGCCCUCGAAAUCAUGUAGUUAACUAUAUACAACGCGUACCCAUAGAGAAAGGACAUCAAGUCACUUUCCAUCAAAUUAGAUAACAAAAACGUAUUCGUUUGUUUUAAUUUUUUAUCAUUAAUUGAUUUUAUAAAUCCGCGACAUUUGAUGUUCGCUAAAAGACACCACAGAAUUGGUUGGAAAACAAUUAUUUGACUUGUUACGCGUUUAUUUCCGUCAAUGAUAAUUAAGACUAACAAGAUUUUAUCAUCAUAGUAAAGAUGUGUUUGCUUCCUUUUAGAUCUGUAAUGGAUGUUUUGCAAAAUGAUAUAUAUUAUACCUGUAUUGAACAUUCACGAAUCCCCGUAUAGUGCAGUGAGAAAUUGAAGCCAAAAAUUAACACAGCAUUUUCUAUUAUUACCAAAGCUUUUAAAAGCAUAAAAACAUUUUUCUUCAUUAUUUUGUUAGAAGUUUUGCACAGUGUGAUUAUAUAUGAUGGGUAUUUGAUUUACAUUGUAUUCAUAAUUAUACUAAAAUUUGUUGGAGCAGAAAAAUUCACUUCACGUGUAUGUAUAGUUGUAAAAAUCAUGAAAUUUUAAUCUUGUAAUGUUAUUCACUAUGAACAAAUCUGUGAUCCGAAUCCUCCAUGUUCAAGAAAUAAAAUCAAUCUUAACAAAA